AUGGCUGCUUCAGAUAGAGAACUGGAACUGGAGAAGCUGGUCCCUGCUGUGCACUGUGAGGUGAUCCAAGCUGUGGAGAGCUAUGGAACUGUCAAUGUGUUUGUGAUUUGCUUGGAUCGAUUGGGACAUGACCAGAAUAUCAUUGAUCUGGGGUUUGCACUACAAUUGGCGUGCGCUGUAGACCACGCGAAGAAGCAAGCUCUUGAUCAAGACAUCCACUUGGUGGUAAUAUGCAGUGCAAAGAGUGGGAGCUUUAUGGCCGGAGCAGACAUUCUAACAGAACUUCGAUUCACUGGAGAUAGUGGGUCUCAAAGAGCUUUUGAAGACUCGCUGAAGUUCUCUCAAGUGCUGUGUGCCCUGGAGUCACUGUCUGUGCCUACUGUAGCCAUACUGAACGGCACCACACUGGGAGGAGGUCUUGAACUGAGUCUGGCCUGUGACUAUCGCAUCGCUGACGAAGCUUGCACUCAAAUUGGACUGCCAGAGGUCAAGAUUGGAGUAUUGCCAGGUGCUGGCGGGUGUGUCCGUCUCCCUCGGCUGAUAGGAAUGAAGAGAGCUCUAGAGAUCCUGCUCACUGGCAACCCGAUCAAAGCAUACAAAGCUCACUGCAUUGGCUUGGUAGAUCUGAUACUGCCUGACACACACACCUUGGUUAACUCAACGGGAGACCUGAAAUCCUCGUACGAUUACAAAUGGUUGGUCGGUUUGCUUUCAUUGAUCGAACGGAAAGCAAUCGGGAAGAGGGAGUUUUUGGUGGGUAGUACUCGUACAGAUCUUGUUGCUCUUGAUGCCAUCAACGUUUACGAGGAGGUUAAGACGAGAGAUGUGGAGAAAGAACUGAUCGCAAAGUAUGGUGAGCUGUGGAGAGAAUACGAGUACAAAGCUUCUGUCAAGUUUACAACCCUUAGCAGAAUUGAUCGAGCGUCUGUCGAGUUAUUAAACACGGGGUUGUACUUAUUCUCUCUGGCUCAGCUCUGGUGGAGCACGGGAUCACAAUACCCUGCCCCCUAUAUUUGCCUGCUCACUGCCUUCAAGUGUGCGAGUGCUACCAGCUGGAAAGAAGCAAUCACAUUAAAUUCCCUCGGCUUUGCCGUGCUUGCUACCUCAGCGGAAUCCAAGAGCCUCAUGGGUUUGUUCCUACUCACACGAAAACUUAAAAGGUUGGCCGUUCGUUUUGAGCUCAAAGGGGACGAAAUUCCUCUCAAAGUUAAGAAAGAUGUGAUGGUUCUGAUAUCCAAUCAAGGUCUGCGUUACUCCUCCACGUUUGUGCAAGGACUGUUGUUUGCCGGGUUCGAAGUACGAGUUGUCGAUGUUAGUGAAUCCCUCACUAAGCUUAAAAUGGAGGAGCUUGUCAGAAAGCAUUUUGAGUACUCCCUGAAGAGAGGUCACCUGCCUGCAGAAGCUGUUGAGGAGAAGCUGUCCCAUCUCUCUUUCAAUCACAGUACAGAUGUGAGCACAAUGGAGUUUGAUGCUGAAGGCCCUAUGAGUGUGGUGGACUGUAGCAUGGGGAACGGCAGAGGAGAGGGGGUACUGACACACCUCAGGAAACAAGUCAGCGAGGUUGUGUGUAUGAAUGCUGCUCCUGGGUUAGUGAGUGAUGACAGAGCUGUGCUGGUCAAUUUAGGGGACCCACUGCGUAAGAACACUCUCUGUGUGGAGAUCACACCAGCUUCAAAGGAGGUUUCAGCGACUCAUGUACGCCAUGUGGCCUCUCUGAUAGUAGCUGCGGGCAAACUUCCCACCCUCACACCACCCACUCCACACUCACAAGCCUCAUACCUCCUCACACUCUCUCACUGGGCUCUCGCCGUCACCAUGGCAGCAAGAUGUCGACUCAGCGAGAAGAAGUUGGACUCUAUCCUCUGCGACCACGGAGGGUACUCUAAGGGACCCUUUGAAACAAUGGCUAAGCUGGAUGCAGACUAUGUGCAGCUCAUGGUCAACGGCAAUCACUCCACGGUGCCACAUUUUGAUCAGCUAAAGAGCUACAUUUCGACAAGAAAACUGCCAAGUAUCCGAUACCGAUCAAGCCCGUUCCCAUCUCGAACCGAAUUAGUUGAGCUUUUCAAUUUGUUUCUCGGACUAGUAGCCCUACAAGUGAGACAAUCAACCCCUGAUAUCUCAGAGGCAGCCAUUGAUGUUUUGGCUGUGUCCAGUUUAGUCAGCUACCCCCCGUCCGAAGGAGGUCCUCUAAAUAGGUUGGCAAGGUGUGGCCAAUCAGAUGCCAAGAAGAGGUGGACUAAACUGAGUAAAUUCUUGCCUUCAGAAACGAAAGAAAGCUUCGAGGAACUACUUGAAGGAGAAGCAUUCGAUACAUUGUUCGUGAAGUCUAAAUCAUCCGAAUCGGAACUGACUGAAUAUGAAAGAAUGAAGGAGGAGACGUUGUUGCUGACAAGCUCUGAGCUGAAGGCGGUUGGACGGACGGGAAUGGUGGCGAGGAGAGACGUAUUCAUGUACCCUCUACCAACUAUACUAGCAACUGGACUAAUUUCAUUAUUGAUUUGGUCAGCAUUUUGUGUGUUUCUUUAUUACUUGUUGUAAUUUUUGUAAGAGUUGUACAAACAAAUUGUGUGCAAUGAAAGUUGAUUUAAAAAAGUGUUUGUUAUAAAAAUAA
Halichondria panicea is the source of this 2614-nucleotide messenger RNA. RefSeq names its product fatty acid oxidation complex subunit alpha-like. The coding region runs from base 1 to 2541 and encodes 846 amino acids. The record is from RefSeq and is a predicted model, not a curated record. NCBI's taxonomy places the organism in Eukaryota, Metazoa, Porifera, Demospongiae, Suberitida, Halichondriidae. Gene Ontology annotation, molecular function: catalytic activity. The transcript is spliced from 6 exons.